AUGUCGACGGCUUACGCCACCGUCAACUCUGGUCGCGCUGGCGGCGUAGCUGGUGGAAUGCGGUUACGAUCUAGGCCCCUCCAGCUCGCCAUCCUCGUCGGCAUUGCCUUCCUCAUCGGAUUGCCGCUGAUGGCCGGCAGCGACCGACGUGACAAAGUGCGCGAAUACAUUGCCAAGACUGCCCUCGGAGGCUCCUCUCUCGUCCACCCGUCCAUGGCGACACACAUCGCCCCUCCAUCUGGUGGUAUCCCAGACUCGGAUGGAGUCCCACUCACCCUCGAGGCCCGCCUCAUCGACCUCAUGCACAGGCCGGCGUUGGACCAGUACGAGGCCGAGCUGCCUAACCGCUACUCAUGCCCAAUGUUCACGUACGCGCGCAACACCUAUUUCUUCCACGAGGGCAAGGACGAUUACUGGCACAGUAUUACAAAGGACGACGUACGGAGGUAUCGCCAGAAGAUGGUCGACUACUUCCGCGAGUUGGACCGCAAGAACGUUCCCCUCGUAUGGGACCCGAGUAUGGAGAAGGGCACGCCGCGUAAUCAGCGCCGUGGAAUCAUCUACACUGGCUCUGGGAUGGGCAAGGACCUCGCUCGUAUGAGCGUCAGCCUCCACUUCCUCCGCAAUAUCGUCAAGAGCAAACUCCCCGUUGAGAUCUACCACUACCCGGGAGAGUUUGACAACUCGACUGCGCGCGAGGAACUCACGAACAAAUACGACGUCGAUAUUCGCGAGGUGUCAGUGCGCAAGACGGAUGGUAAGACGUGGCUUAUCAAGAACACUGCUUUUAUCGAGUCCAAGUUUACGCAGUUUGUCUACAUGGACAGUGACAACUACCCUCUCGCCGACCCGGAGGAGCUCUUCGAAUCUGUCGAGUUCAAGCAAUCUGGCUCGACCUUCUGGGCCGACUUAAACAAAGACCACCCCGACAAUGCGAUCUGGCGCGUCCUCGGUCGCACCUGCAGCGACGAGCAGUGGCCAGCCGAGUCGGGCCAGGUGAUUUUCGACAAGAGUGCGAACAACGGCCUCAACCUCGCCGUCCUCCAUCUCUCAAGCCACAUGAUGGACAACAACGAUAUCUACGGCCACUUGAGUUACGGUGACAAGGACACCUAUCGCUACGCAUUCUACGCCCUCGGCCUGCCGUACCAACAAGCUCCGCGUCUCUUCGCCUCGGUCGGCGGAUACCAGCGACAGGACGCUACUUCGUCUCCCGACUAUUUCUGCGGCCACUCCAUGAUCCAAUGGGGUCUUACCCCUCCCAGCGAGAAACACAACCCAGAGUACCACCCCAAGCCGGCGUUCCUCCACACCAUCCUCCUGAAGCAUCGGUACGGCCUGCAGCCAGACAAGCUGUUCAGCCACACGAAGCGCCCCCGCCGCGACUUUAUCCUCGAUCCUCGCCUCGUGCGCACGCUGUACGAGUUUACGGGCGACUGCUUUGCCAUUACUCUCAAGGGGCCGGAUGGGAUGCCGGGAGAGCCUAAUUCGGUUCUGGAUGGGCAGGGCACGAUUAUUGAGACGACCGAGGACGUACUUAGUCGUAAUCCUGGCGUCUGGAAUGAGUUGGCCGAAGUGGCUGCCUUUCUCGCUGGCCUCAAUAUCCCCGGCACCUAG
Cutaneotrichosporon cavernicola is the source of this 1617-nucleotide messenger RNA. RefSeq lists its product as uncharacterized. Gene Ontology annotation, molecular function: alpha-1,2-mannosyltransferase activity. Gene Ontology annotation, biological process: mannan biosynthetic process. Lineage: Eukaryota; Fungi; Basidiomycota; Tremellomycetes; Trichosporonales; Trichosporonaceae. Gene Ontology annotation, cellular component: Golgi apparatus. The record is from RefSeq and is a predicted model, not a curated record. The coding region runs from base 1 to 1617 and encodes 538 amino acids. The transcript is spliced from 3 exons.